Messenger RNA from Fonsecaea multimorphosa CBS 102226, 990 nucleotides. RefSeq lists its product as uncharacterized. The record is from RefSeq and is a predicted model, not a curated record. Lineage: Eukaryota; Fungi; Ascomycota; Eurotiomycetes; Chaetothyriales; Herpotrichiellaceae. The coding region runs from base 1 to 990 and encodes 329 amino acids. The transcript has 3 exons.
AUGGCUAAAGUUGACUUUGCAGAUUUGUCUGGCUCCUCCACUCCUCCCACUGCAAACCCUUACGACAGCCUGAUCAAUGCUUGUAAUGGUGACCCCAAACUGAUUCAAGAACGGUACGCUGUACAUCGGACAACGCGGAACGCACAACAGCGAGAGAAGAUCCUCAGUGAUGACUUCAAGGGCUGGAUCCUUGACGAGCACCUUGUCAAACUUGAAGGGCCCAGAAAGGAAAUAUCGUACAUAGACCCUCGACAUUGUCUUGUCUUUUGGGGGAGACCGCCGCAGAGAGUCAAGACAUUGGUGGACGUCAUACAGUCCAAGCUGAAGGAUGCUGCUCCAGACCUCUGGCUUAUGCCUCUUGACAAUCUACAUAUGACGGUGAUGGAGGUCGCUCACUCCAAAACUGAAGCUGAGAUUACUGGCCUCAUGGACACGCUCAAAGAUCACUGUAAAGCGAUCGCCGAUCACACUUGCUUGCACAGAGCCAGGCUUAUCAAGCCAUUUUUGAGCUACGACUCGGCGGCGCUUGCGUUGAGCUUCUUGCCUGCCGCCGGCGAGUCACCGUCAAAUGGUCGGACAGCUGAUGACGAUCGAUACACGUAUCACCAUUUGCGGCGUGAUACAUACGCUACCAUUACAGAUUCAGGAAUUCAGGUUGGCUCCAGAUAUGUUGUGCCUUCGGCGCACCUUACUAUUGCCAGGUUUAAUUCUCCCAAUGUGUUUGGUGGAGAUCCGCUGGACGAGGCCGCGACCCUUGACAUCAAGAAGCGAAGACACUGGAUCAAUGAGCUCGAAUUGAUCAACAAGUGGCUUGAAGCGGAAUACUGGCCUCAAGAGGGACACUUGAUCAUGCCUGGAGGCGAAUGGGUGGUGGGCGAGGAGAAGGGUCUCGACUUCCGAAACGGCACAUUGUGGUACGGCGGAGGUGCGACCAUCUAUCUUGGAGAGGGAUUCGUCUAUGGUGAUGUUCCAACGGCACAGGAACCAUAA